Phytophthora infestans T30-4 is the source of this 1890-nucleotide messenger RNA. RefSeq lists its product as uncharacterized. The transcript has 4 exons. The record is from RefSeq and is a predicted model, not a curated record. Lineage: Eukaryota; Oomycota; Peronosporomycetes; Peronosporales; Peronosporaceae. The coding region runs from base 1 to 1890 and encodes 629 amino acids.
AUGAUGGACGAAAAUGUCCGCAAAAGUUGGCAACUCGCACCAGAUCAAGUAAAAAUUAGCAAUCCAGUAUGGCAAACGGGGAUGGACAAGUUGACUGCGAAUAUUGCUGGUCGACUUGGCUAUAAAGGUGUCUCUAUGCAAUGCAAACUAUACAAGAUGCUAGUGUAUGGAGAAGGAGGCCACUUUGUAAAGCACCAAGACACCGAGAAAGAAGACGGAAUGGUGGCCACAUUGGUGAAAUAUCGCCAUGAUUUUGGCAAAAAGGAGGGGACAGCACGCUACUUACCGCACUAUGCGGUGCACUAUGCCGACGCAGAACACGCUUUAGAAAUGGUGACAACGGGUUACCGUCUGGUGCUCGUGUACUCAAUUUGUCUGCCACUUACGAUGCGUCAUUUGAUAAGAAACGGUGACGAGACGUUGGGCGAGGAACUGGGCGCUGUGAUCAGCAGUAUGGGCGACAAGGACACGUCAUUUGCUUUGUUAUUGGGCCAUGAAUACACUGGGAAAAGCAUUGAAGAGAUGGGGUUAGGAGCAUUGAAAAGUGUGGAUCGAGCGAGAUUCCAGACGCUGCAGGAUGCCAACAGUGUUGCUGCGCCUGGUAAGAUGCUGCAGUUCUUUAUCGCACAGUUAAAACACGAUAUCAGCUACUGGGACAUGGCGGUUCCUGGCUUCCAUCUCAACCUAUUGAAUCCUGGCAAAGAAACUCUGAACGAACUGUGGGAGCCUCAUGGCAACAGUACUUUUGAAGGGUAUCUUGGCAACGAGGGAGCGACGAAGAGUACGACGUAUUCUCGAUAUGCGAUCGUAGCCUGGCCUGCAGUGCACGGUGUGGAGAUGGCAUGUCAGUACAUCAACGUCAAUGCUGCUGUGGAGACUUUGCUGUGCCAGAGACCAGUCAUCGCUCCAACACUUCGCAACUAUAUGGAUGUCGUGACAUUGUGUGAGUUGCUAGUGGAGGCCGACGAUCCAUCCUUGGUCCGCUCAUUCUUCGAAGAAACUCUCAGCAAAUUGGGCAACUCGAUCAAGGACCAGCUUGUAGCCCCACUAACUACACUUGUCCGUACUUUCGACUGGAGCGACAUUGGUCAAGCACUUCUGAAGACUUUGAGCGACAAGACGAACCACAGAGACGAGAACCUGAACUUUGGAUUGCGCCAUGAAGAAGAGACCGACGACACGUGCAUGAAAGUGGCGCUGUACAUUGUCAAUGGUCUCGAAUCCGGAGUGGCGCGCCAAGCUCUGCUAGAAAAAGCCGUUGAGGAAGCCUUGAGACUUCGUCCGGACAAACUCUGUUCGUCAAAGGCGGUGGAUCUGCUUUGCAAGUGGACAAUCCAAAGUGGAGACAAGACCAGUUUUGACACUGUGGCGAGUACAUUCAAGCAAAUUGAUCCGAAAUUGCUACAGCCAGUGGUCGAAGCUUUCUCUCAGCAUGCAACUGGGAUGGAUGCAUCAGAUGAGCGGUUUGCUGUGAUCGUGUCCAUUGCUAAGAGACGAUGUGAGUGGCUGAAUGACCAACUCCAAGCACUGGGGAAGCCCUUUUCGUGGGAAUUGCCCGACGCAUAUUUCCCAGACAACGCGAAGGUGCAGGCAUUUCUACGAGGCCCCGAUGCUUCGAUGAAAACUGUUGGAGUACGGCAAUUUAACGGAGUCCGUCAUGCUCGCAACUACGCCAACAAAUGGAUGCGUGGACAGCAAAUCAACGCGUCGUAUACGUUGGAGCCGGAUGGAAGAGGCCAGAGCGCGUAUGUUACGAUCAAGAAAACCCGAGCUUGGUUUUCGGAACAUCAGAAGAAGUUACUGGAGUACAAGACAGAAUUUAACCUCCUUUCCACACGAUUUGAAGACGCAUCAGCUGGAAUUUCAAGUAAGCGAGCGCGCUAUGAGUAG